AUGCCUCCGCCACCGGCCUCAUACCAUCGUGUCGCAGUGCCACCUAGAAGUUCAGCUGUGCCCAGCUCCGUCCCUCGAGAAUACCUCCUCCCAGCAUCGCUCUUCAAGUCGCCCGAGUACGCGCUCCAGCCGUUCAAGUUCCUUGGGGCACACAACGGCGCCUCCACGUUUCGCAUCGACCCGGCGUUUUUCGAAAAGUAUCCCGAGCUGUAUGAUGCCCAGGCAGACAUCACGGCCAAAGGCAAACACCUCAAGCCACUGGGACGGAGCCAGCCCGGCGCGGAGUUCUUCACCACCAACUUGACACUCGACAUGCUGCAAGGCUACGACGUCCCCCUGUCCUUUGUGUUUGGAAACCACUCCGCUCUCGGGGGUCCGCACUACUGUGCCCAGCUCUGGGUCAACAGGUGGCAGUUUGGAAAGUACAUCUCUCAAUCGCACCCAGCCUGA
Messenger RNA from Cladophialophora immunda, 450 nucleotides. RefSeq lists its product as uncharacterized. Bases 1 to 450 code for a protein of 149 amino acids. Lineage: Eukaryota; Fungi; Ascomycota; Eurotiomycetes; Chaetothyriales; Herpotrichiellaceae. The record is from RefSeq and is a predicted model, not a curated record. The transcript has a single exon.